CAUUCCCGUACGGGACCAUUGUUUCUCUGGCUUUUGAUUGGCUGAGUUGAUUUGUCACCUCUGUCCCGCACUCUUUCUAACGUCCUAAUUAGUUCAGUCGGAUGUCUGGUAGUGACAGCUUAGAGCAGGCCGUGAAUUUGACGCGUGCUCACCGUCCAAAGUCAACGGGAAUUCUUCUAAAUUAGAAACUUGCCGUAUAUAAUUCUCUCUCUGUCCUGCCUGGUGACAAAGUAGCAAAAUGUCGUCUGCUGCGAGGGAUGUUGACAGCUCGCGGUGCUCCAUUAAGAAACAGGAGAUGUUUGAGACUUUUCAGACAUGGGCCCUCCAAAAUUAUGGAGACAGUGGCAAAACAAAGACAGUGACCCGUAAAAAAUAUGAGCGAAUUGUAAAAAUUCUGAGCGGUGAGGAACCGUCAACUGCAGACAAUUCAAAGUUCAGGUUUUGGGUGAAAGCGAAAGGAUUUCGUUUGGGACCUUCUGAGAACACGGGGAAAGGAUGCGAACAGACGAUAUAUGUUCCUACCAAGCCUUUGACAGACCCUAAUUGCAACGACACAGAAAAGAACUUCAAGAAAGUCGCCAAGGUGGAAGAUUUCUUCAACAUCAUCUAUAAUGUUCACGUGGACAUGGAUGGCAGAGGUGGCAAACACGCUGGUCAAAAACGGACCUACAGAGCGAUUGCAGAAACCUACGCAUUUUUACCAAGAGAAGCAGUUACACGGUUCCUCAUGUCCUGCUCGGACUGUCAGAAAAGAAUGCAUGUGACGUCAUCAGAAGAAACUCAAAGUAACGCGUCAUGUGAGUCGACUUACAAACCGGAAAUGGCCAUAGAGGACCCACCCAUCAUUGACUUCAGUGUGCCUAUUACGCAGACGUACCUGAAUCACAUGAAGCAAAAAAGCAUCAUGAAUGACGUCGGAGCGACGGAUGAGGAAAGCAUGUCCAGUGUGGAUAGCACCGGGGGCAGCAGGGAGGGUAGUCCAGCUUUAUCUGAUGACACCACCACCAACCAUAGAUCCACCCCUAAAGAAGAUAGUCCUAUGGCGGACGAAGAAGCCAGUCUCUCCUUUACUAUGUCUAAAUCUCCGUCAUCAAGGUCAGAUGACAGAGGUCAUCCCGAGAGAAAAAGGAGAGCUAGCGAAGACAGUUGUGAGAGUUCAACAAAAUUAAGUGAGAGCGGAAUUAACGACGAAUCUGUUGGUAAAGAUGAAGAUGACGACGAUGAUAAUGACGAUGAUGAUAAAAUGCCAACCGGGCAAGAUUUUGAUCCGGAGAGACUCAAGGCAUUUAAUAUGUUUGUUCGCCUAUUUGUUGAUGAAAAUCUGGACAGAAUGGUUCCAAUUUCAAAACAACCAAAGGAUAAAAUCCAGGCUAUCUUAGAGGCCUGCGAUCGACAAUUUCCGGAAUUCCACGUCAGAUCUCGUAAAAGAAUUCGCACUUACCUCAAAUCUUGCCGUCGAAUGCGCAGGUCUAAAGAACAAAAUGGAUGGGAACCCCAACAGAUGCGACCCACUCCUCCACAUCUUACCUCGGCUGCAGCAGAGAGUCUUCUUGCACAAGCCUGCGAAAAUGAAAGCCAAAAUGCCAAGCGCAUGCGUCUUGGACUUGAGCCACUUCCGGCCGUGUCAAUGCAACAUAACAGUUCAACAACAAAUAGUCAAUCUCAGACAACUGCUCAGCCUCAACAACAGUCAACGCCUGCUCCAUCACCACAUUCCCAAUCAUCCUCAAAUCAAACAUCACCUCAGUCUCAACAAUCGGCAUCACAAGUAGAUAGACACGCACACACUAAUAACGACUUCUUGCGCCAUCAACCUCCACCUCCUGCCUUUAGGCCUGCUCCAGAAUUCCAUCCACCAUUUUUCACUAAUGGAAAUGGACUUUUUCGCCCUGGAUUUCCGGGAUAUCAACAUCCGGCACAUCACCACCCACCUGUCCUGUCGCACGGCUCACUGAACCCGCCCUCGGUUCAAAACGGUAAGUUAAGUCCCACAGAUCUUAGCAUAAAGAAACAGUCCUCUAAGAGUCAACUAAGUGCUGGAGAAAUUGCCACAAUAAAACAACUGAUUGGUGGCUAUCGCGAGUCGGCUGCUUUCCUCUACCGUUCAGCAGACGAACUUGAACAGUUGCUUCUUCAGCAAAACUAGCUGAAAAUAAAAUUUAGUGCAAAUUCGUCUAGUCGACUUUACCUCAUCAUCUGCCAGGUGCUUUCUGUAUACAAGAAGCAUCAAAGAUAUCGCCUUGACACCCAGGUUUAGGCUAAUGUGUGUGAUCAACAAUAUUCAUGAAUUGCCUAUUUAUAGGUUUUGAUACAAAUCUAUAUUGGAUAAUAUUUUUUACGAUAAGAAAAUGUUUUAAUUCAAAAAAUCUUUUUUGAGAACUUAAAAGGAUUCAACCAAAGGGUCGAUAUUUAUUUAUAUAAGCCAGUCCGAUAACACUUCCACAGACAUGCGACUGUACAAUUAAAUAUUCACAAUAUUCAAUUGGAUUGAUUCCAUAUACUAUGAUCUCAGUUAAAAAGAAAGUUGCGAUUUUUUUUACCAGGACUUAAAUAAACAUAGGUAUAAAAACAUAUCGUUAUAAAUAUGCAGGGCGACAUAUAAUACGUUGUAAAUGCUGUUCAUCUGUUGCUUGCGACAUUGUAUGAUGAAUAUGUAAAAACAAAUUUAUUUUGGUGUCACCCCACUACAAUGUAACCCCCUUAACAUUUUCCCAUCAUUAUUACGUAACUCUGGUGCUUAAUUUCCCGUAUCUACUGUGAUUACCUUUAAGGUAUAGAUUGUCCCUUAAGUGUCAUGGCUUAAAAAUCGUAAAUUUAUAUAAGAAUUAUUGCUUGUAUUUGCGCGGUUUACUAGUCAUACUAUUUAUUUUAUUUUAUUUUUCCAGUUUUUUAAAAUUAUUUGACAGUAUUCUAUUUAUUUCAGUGUAAAUACUAUUUUAUUUUUGUGUGUAUUAGAAAUAUGGAGUGAAAUAUUCAUUUGUUACAGCGUAUUUGAUUUUAGUAUACAAUUCUCAUUUUUCACUUCAGUGUCAUUCAAAUAAUGAGAUAUGUGUUAUGAAUAUGUAUAACUUAUAACUACAUAGUUUUACUUGUUGUCAGCUCAGCGUCUUAUUAUAAAUUCCAUUAAUGAAAUGGAUCCGGACGAUAUAGGUUUUGUAAUUUAUUGUGUACCUUGUAUCUUUCGUGUGUACAAGUCUAUAAGAUAUAUUGUUAGUUUUUUUGCUAAAGAUAUUACUUAAGUUUUAUUAAGAUAAGCAGAAUGUUAGUGUAUUUUCAAUCUAUGAAUGAUAUUAAAAAAUAUAUUUUUA
Saccostrea cuccullata (small rock oyster) is the source of this 3308-nucleotide messenger RNA. Its product is annotated as nucleolar protein 4-like. The record is from RefSeq and is a predicted model, not a curated record. The coding region runs from base 239 to 2146 and encodes 635 amino acids. The transcript has 10 exons. NCBI's taxonomy places the organism in Eukaryota, Metazoa, Mollusca, Bivalvia, Ostreida, Ostreidae.